Messenger RNA from Encephalitozoon hellem ATCC 50504, 357 nucleotides. RefSeq lists its product as uncharacterized. The transcript has a single exon. The coding region runs from base 1 to 357 and encodes 118 amino acids. NCBI's taxonomy places the organism in Eukaryota, Fungi, Microsporidia, Unikaryonidae. The record is from RefSeq and is a predicted model, not a curated record.
AUGGAAGAGGGAAGGAAAAGAAAAGCAAGGGACCAACUGUCGCCAUAUUCAAACCCCGUUGAAGAGAAUGACCAGCACAGCACGGUUGCUGAGUCUUCUCCGCUGCCGAACAGGAAGAGGGCGAAGGCAAGGGUUGGGGAUUUAGCAACGAUUGCAAACUCUGAUGCGCUGAAGGGGGUGUUGAGUUCCGUGAACAUUCUUCAGCCCAAGAUAAAGAACGAUAGAAUAAGUGGGCUGAACAGAUGCUUUGUCAAUGCUGUUCAGAAGGUGGUGGAGAAGGAGUCAAACAAGAGCCUCUUGUAUUUAUUUAGACAAUAUGAGAAGUAUUACGAAGAGCUUAAGGAGUCUAGUGACUAG